Molecule: messenger RNA, 2347 nt
Organism: Limulus polyphemus (Atlantic horseshoe crab)
Lineage: Eukaryota; Metazoa; Arthropoda; Merostomata; Xiphosura; Limulidae
Exons: 15
Coding region: 297-2345 (682 amino acids)
Cellular component (GO): cytoplasm; plasma membrane
Molecular function (GO): protein binding; phospholipid binding
Source: RefSeq, a predicted model, not a curated record
AAACAAACAAAAUUAAUGUUUAUUAACUUGUGAGUGUGAGAGAAACUUUUUGCCACUCUCAUGGUUGAGAAAGUAGCGCUUAAACUUGCUUCGUAAUCCAACAAUGAAAGAUUCACGUGUUGAAAUUAUAAAAGUUAAAAAAAAUGCAAUUAAUCAUAUGUAACUUUUUAGCUCUUUUAAUCGCAACACGCGCAACUGUCCUCGCGUUUAAUCGCGCGACUUUGUUCUAAACCGAAGUAAACGUGGAAAGGAACACAGGUUUAGCCAGAGAGCGUAUCUUAGUUUAAUUAUACAGCAUGUCUGAUAAAGGGGGUUCAAUUUCGAAAGUAGUUCAAAAACAUGCUGGACGCGCUAAAGAACGAUUAUUGCAGAAUUUGGGAAAAGCAGACAAGACCACUGAUGAUCUUUUUGAAAUAUAUGUUCACAAUUUCAAGAAACAGCAAAAUGGAGCACAUAAGCUUAACAAAGAGCUUAAGAAUUAUAUCUUCUGUGUUCGAGCAAUGCAAGCAGCUAGUAAGGGCCUUUUGGAUACCCUAAGUGAAACUUAUGAACAAGAAUGGGUAGGAUAUGAACAAAUCCCAGUCAAGGCUCAGAGCCUGGAGCUGUUGGUUGAAGACUUUUGUGUGAAGCUUACUGACCAAGUCUCUGCCCCAUUGAACUCUUACAUGAAUCAGUUUCCUGAUAUUAGGUCAAAAAUAGCUAAACGAAACAGAAAGAUGGUUGACUACGACAGCAGUAGGCAUAAUUUAGAAGCUCUGUUACAUUCUGGUAAGAAAAGAGAUGAAAUGAAAAUAGGAAAGGCCAGAGAACACCUUGAUGAAGCCAAACGUUCAUAUGAAGUUCUUAAUAAAGAACUGCACGAUGAUCUACCAUCACUAUAUGACAGCCGUAUUCCAUUCUUGGUAACGAACCUCCAGUCUUUCUUCGCAGCAGAAGCUGUCUUCCAUGGGGAAUGCACCAAAGUGUAUACACAGCUGAGUGACUUGAUGGAAAGGUUAGGCAUGGAAAAUCAGAAAGGCAGUUACAAAUCAAGAAAUUCAUGGAAAAUACACACCACUAAAAAACUUUUGUUAUUUUUUCAGGGGACUUUUGCUAUUGUAUUGUGGAACCAACUCUGUGGCCAGCAGUUUAUUGGACAUUAUUCAGGGUUCAGCCUAACAUGCAAUAGUAGAGAGAAUGCUAGUAUUGGAGGAGCUCCAUACAUCACAUCUAGGAAUGGUGGUAACUCAACAGUGACUAGCACAACCUCAUCAUUCCCCCCAACUACUCAUUCUUACAAUGUGUACCCAUAUGGUAGUAUGUUCAUUAGUAACAUACCAAGUGGGACCUCCACACACACUAGUCAAAGCCCAGAGUUUAUGUCCUCUUUGCCAAUACCCUCUUCAGUCAGUGGCAUGCCUCUCUGUGUACUUGCACCCAGUGGAUCUGCUACUCCAAUUAGUCAAUCUCCAUUGCCCCAGUUUACAGGUGGAGCUGUUGCCCCACCAUUUCCUAAUUUUCAUCCUCAAACUCCACCUUCUCAAAAUGGGUCUCAGGGAACCUCAGUUCCAUUCAUGGGGUACACAGUUUUGUCUCCACGACCACAAAUCCAUCCACCUAAUCCCACAAACCUAACUCCUAACACAUCUAGUCUUUCCAACUGUGCAGGGUUUGGCCCUAAUUUUAUGUCCAACUUUGCAUCAUUUCACCCAGGAUUUCCUGUUGGUGGGAAUGUGACAAACAGCACCCCCCAUCCACAGGGAGUACUUUCUUUCCAGUAUUCCACCCCUGUUCCAAGUGUUAGUAAAAGACACACCAACAUAGUCUUAGGCAAACCUAUGGAAGCUAGUGGCAGGGAACAGUCUGGACGAAACUUAGGACUACCCCUGCAUCAUCAGUUUAAUCCUCUUAUGCUUCGAUCAGCCCAACCCAUGUUAUAUAUUCAAUUAACAGAACAUAGCUGCAGUGAUGUACCAGUAGGUUCAAAAACAAAUUUUUUCCCUGCGGCUAUUAUGGCAUUACCUCACAAGGCAACUUAUGAUGAAGAAUAUGAGCCUAUUGGUAUAGAGAGUGACAUUGAUGGUGACCCUGUAAGACCUAUAACCUCCAAGAAACUGGAGGAACUGUAUGACAUACCUGUGGGUGCUACAACAGUGGACCUUCCUCCUGGUGUUUUUUAUAGAGUCCGAGCUACUCACAAGUAUAUAGCAGAGGAUGGGGACGAACUAGACUUUGAACCUGGUGAGAUCAUUCAGGUAGUAGAAUAUGAUGAUCCAGAAGAACAGGAAGAAGGAUGGCUGAUGGGUGUCAAGGAGUCAACCAAUGAAAAGGGUCUCUUCCCAGCAAAUUUCAGUCGUCCCAUUUAAGA